CCGCCGAGGGAGCGGCGGGGCCGGCGCCAUGGCCGAGCGGGGCCGCCUGGGCCUGGCCGGCGCGCCCGCCGCGCUCAACACGCCGGUGCCCAUGAACCUGUUCGCCACCUGGGAGGUGGACGGCUCCAGCCCCAGCUGCGUGCCCAGGUUGUGCAGCCUGACCUUGAAGAAGCUGGUGGUCUUCAAGGAGCUGGAGAAGGAGCUCAUCUCGGUGGUGAUUGCUGUCAAGAUGCAGGGCUCCAAGCGGAUCCUGCGGUCCCACGAGAUCGUGCUGCCCCCCAGUGGACAAGUGGAAACUGACCUGGCGCUGACGUUCUCCCUGCAGUACCCCCACUUCUUGAAAAGAGAAGGCAACAAGCUUCAGAUCAUGUUGCAGCGAAGAAAGCGGUACAAGAACCGGACGAUCCUGGGCUACAAAACGCUGGCGGCUGGUUCCAUCAACAUGGCCGAGGUGAUGCAGCAGCCGUCGGAGGGCGGCCAGGUGCUGAGCCUCUGCAGCAACAUCAAGGAGGCCGCGGUCAAGGUGGCCGAGAUCUGGAUCUUCUCCCUGUCCAGCCAGCCUAUCGACCACGAGGACAGCACCAUGCAGGCCGGCCCCAAGGCCAAGUCCACCGAUAACUACUCCGAGGAGGAGUACGAGAGCUUCUCCUCCGAGCAGGAAGCCAGCGACGACGCCGUGCAGGGGCAGGAUUUGGACGAGGAUGACUUCGACGUGGGGAAGCCCAAGAAGCAACGGCGAUCGAUAGUAAGAACGACGUCCAUGACCAGGCAACAGAACUUCAAGCAGAAGGUCGUGGCCCUGCUGCGGAGAUUUAAAGUUUCCGACGAGGUCCUGGACUCGGAGCAGGACCCUGCAGAGCAUGUCCCCGAGGUGGAGGAGGACCUGGACCUUCUGUACGACACGCUGGACAUGGAGAACCCCAGUGACAGCGGCCCCGACAUGGAGGACGACGACAGCGUCCUCAGCACCCCCAAGCCAAAGCUCAGGCCGUACUUCGAAGGCUUGUCCCACUCCAGCUCGCAGACAGAGAUCGGGAGUAUCCACAGUGCCCGGAGCCAGAAGGAGCCUCCGAGUCCGGCUGACGUGCCUGAGAAGACGCGGGCCCUCGGAGGGAAGCAGCCAAGUGACAGCAUCUCCGAUUCCGUGGCCCAUAGCGCGCCCACCCCGGGGGAGCAGCCAGCCCCGCCCGAGGACAGCCCGGAGGUGGAGCCCUCUGCCCUGGACACGUUCACCGAGAAGCUGCCACCCAGCGGGCGGAUCACCAAGACAGAGUCUCUGGUCAUUCCCUCCACCAGGGCCGAGGGGAAGCAGGCCGGCCGCCGGGGCCGGAGCACGUCGCUGAAGGAGCGGCAGCCGGCGCGUCCGCAGAACGAGCGGGCCAACAGCCUGGACAACGAGCGCUGCCCGGACACUCGGAGCCAGCUGCAGAUCCCCAGGAAGACUGUGUAUGACCAGUUAAACCACAUCCUCAUCUCAGAUGACCAGCUCCCCGAAAACAUCAUUCUUGUCAACACCUCGGACUGGCAGGGGCAGUUCCUCUCAGACGUCCUGCAGCGGCACACGCUCCCCGUGGUGUGCACGUGCUCUGCUGCCGACGUCCAGGCGGCCUUCAGCACCAUCGUCUCUCGGAUACAGAGAUACUGCAACUGCAAUUCCCAGCCGCCGACCCCCGUGAAGAUCGCCGUGGCGGGAGCGCAGCAUUACCUCAGCGCCAUUCUGCGGCUCUUCGUGGAGCAGCUGUCCCACAAGACCCCCGACUGGCUGGGCUACAUGCGCUUCCUCGUCAUCCCGCUGGGCUCCCACCCGGUGGCCAGAUACCUGGGCUCCGUGGACUACAGGUACAACAACUUCUUCCAGGAUCUGACCUGGAGAGACCUAUUCAACAAGCUGGAGGCCCAGAGCGCCGUGCAGGACACGCCGGACAUUGUGUCGAGGAUCACGCAGUACAUCUCAGGGGCCAACUGCGCCCACCAGCUGCCCAUCGCGGAGGCCAUGCUGACCUACAAGCAGAAGAGGAGAAAGAACUUUCAUUUUGACUUUACUCUCAGCCCCGACGAAGAGUCCUCUCAGAAGUUCAUUCCCUUCGUAGGGGUGGUGAAGGUUGGAAUAGUGGAGCCAUCUUCGGCCACUUCAGCCCACAGCUGCCUGGCCUCCCUGCCAUGUCUGGGUCCAGAGGGCUUGGGGCAGAGCAGCGCGGGAGCUCAGCACUGGCCCCCGACUCCUUCCCAAGGUGACUCAGAUGACGCGGCCCCCUCGGGCUCCAGCGCACUCUCGUCCACCCCGCCGUCCACAUCUCCCGCGGCCAAGGAGGCCUCACCCACCCCGCCCUCCUCCCCGUCGGUGAGCGGGGGCCUGUCCUCCCCCAGCCAGGGCGUCGGCGCCGAGCUGAUGGGGCUGCAGGUGGAUUACUGGACGGCAGCCCAGCCCGCAGACAGGAAGAGAGAUGCGGAGAGGAAGGACCCGCCCACCACCAAAAACACACUCAAGUGCACCUUCCGGUCUCUCCAGGUCAGCAGGCUGCCCAGCAGCGGCGAGGCUGCGGCCACGCCCACCAUGUCCAUGACCGUGGUCACCAAGGAGAAGAACAAGAAGGUGAUGUUUUUGCCCAAGAAAACCAAGGACAAGGAUGUAGAGUCCAAAAGCCAGUGCAUCGAGGGCAUCAGCCGCCUCAUCUGCACCGCCAAGCAUCAGCAGAACAUGCUGCGGGUCCUCAUCGACGGUGUGGAGUGGAACGACGUCAAGUUCUUCCAGCUGGCGGCCCAGUGGUCCUCCCACGUCAAGCACUUCCCCAUCUGCAUCUUCGGACACUCCAAGUCCACCUUUUAGCCCCGCCUGCCAAGGGGCCGCGCCGGCUCCCCGCCCUGCAGCCCUGCGAUGGCCGAGCGCCGGGAGGGCCCAGCUGCUUUUCUGUUAACAUUUCAGUUUACUGCAGAGACAGACCCUUAAAAACCCAGAGAAAAACAGUCUUAAGUAUGAACAUGCUCACUACCUGGAAACUAACGGGGCAGCCCCCCACCGGGACCCCACAACUGCUCUGCUUCUUAACCAGAACGUUCGGCAGGGGUGGGAGGUCAGGCGGACAGUGUUGAACUUGAGAAUCGUGGAAGGUGUGUUGUGGCCUCAGGACUCCCCCCACCCAGCCCCCCAACAAGAAAGGUUCUUGCCUUUGCGUCCUGUCCUUCCUGAAAGCCAGGACUCUGCUUCCU
Messenger RNA from Globicephala melas (long-finned pilot whale), 3207 nucleotides. It is a transcript of the gene PACS2, whose product is annotated as phosphofurin acidic cluster sorting protein 2. Gene Ontology annotation, biological process: protein localization to plasma membrane. Lineage: Eukaryota; Metazoa; Chordata; Mammalia; Artiodactyla; Delphinidae. Gene Ontology annotation, molecular function: transmembrane transporter binding. The record is from RefSeq and is a predicted model, not a curated record.